Molecule: messenger RNA, 426 nt
Organism: Fusarium verticillioides 7600
Lineage: Eukaryota; Fungi; Ascomycota; Sordariomycetes; Hypocreales; Nectriaceae
Exons: 2
Coding region: 1-426 (141 amino acids)
Source: RefSeq, a predicted model, not a curated record
AUGACUGCCAUAGCUGGACGAUUCUGGUCGUAUACCACGUCAUUCCAAGGCAAUCCUGUGGUAUACAACUUCCGACGCGCCUUGCCUGGUCUUGAUUCCGCACUUGAAGCCAAUAGACUAGGCAUGCAUCGUCGAUAUAGCUAUAUACGAGGGCAUAUCUUCAUCGGCUGCCAAUCGAUCGGAUUACAGCUCUGGACUGCCACCGAGACAGUUGAGUUUAGCCUCCUGUCCUGUUCGGAGGAGCUUGAGGAACGCAUCGAGCGGAUUGAGAUCGAAAUCAAAUUCGUCAACGAUCCGUUCGAUCACCUCCAGGAGAACAACGGCAAGCUUGCCAUCGAAAAUGAGGACAUCAAGAAAAACCUUGCGCUGGCGGAGGAGCGUCAGAAAUGGUAUUCGACUCCUGGCUCUCUGCAGAAGAGGAGUUGA